UGUGGUUUUGAAAUGUAAGGAUAUUAUGGAAUUAAUUAAAUUUAUUAAUGUGAUAAAGUUAAUUUUUUAGGAGGAUAUUCUAUAUGUGGAAAAAAUUGCAUUAUAACCAAUAGUUUUAAAUACACUAAUCCUUUAUAUAGUUAUACAGUCAAAUUUAGAUAUGUUUUGAUAGAUUUAUGGAAUAAAAAUGAAUUUCUUAUUAUUUCUAUAAAUGGAAAAGAGGCAUUUCGUGUAUAAAAAACUUAUUCAAAUAGAAAUAUAUGUGGAUUACGGUCCGGUGAAUUAUUUUUAAAAGCGGUUUUUGAUUUUAAAACUAAUGAUUAAAAUAUUAUUAUGACAAUAACUAAUAACUUGGAUCAAAUGCCUAAUAAUGAAUCUUUAGGUAUAAGGGAAUUUGUAAUUUAUGCUAAUGAAUGUAUGGCUGAAUGUUUAGAAUGCACUGACGAUGUUUCUUGUAGUAAAUGUAAAGUAGGCAAGUAUUUAUAUGCAGGUAGGUGUAUUGAUUGUAAUGCAAAUUGUGAAUAAUGUACAAAAAAAGAUGUUUGUGAUUUAUGCAAAAGUGAAUAUUUUUAUAAUGAUUCUUAAUGCGUUUUGGAGUGUCCAAAUAAUAAAUAUUUAAAUAUUGCAAAUAAAACUUGCAAUAAUUGUGAUUAUAAAUGUGCAACUUGUUCUAAUGCAACCGAUUGUAACACUUGCAAUUAUAAUAGAUUACUACCUAAUUGUGAUUGCCCUUAAUAUUCGUAUGAUCCUAAAGUUUUCAAUUUAGCCUGUACUAUGUGUUCUACUUUUUCAGCUGGAUGUUCUAUAUGCAAUGCAAUAGAAUGUCUUACAUGUUUAACUCCUUAUUAUUUUUAAUUAAACUCAAAUGGAUAAUGUGACUCAUGCUUGACUAUAAUGACUAAAAUGCAUAUUAGUGAUGAUCUAUUGUUGUUAAUUAUAGAUUUUAAUUAUUAUUAUACUAAUUUGUAAAUUAAUCUUAUUCUCACAAAUUUAGAUUUUUAAAGUUAUUCUUCCUAAUUAUAAUUUACUAAUUAGCUUUGCAUUGAAACAUUGGAUUAAGCCUUUAUUUCUUCUAAAUUAUAAGGAAAUAUUUUGUGUUCUUUCAACAAAUCUUAAAAAACACUUACAGUUUAACUUGAUACUACUAGUACUGUUAAUAAGAAUGAUAUAAUAAAAAUAAAACCUGGUGUAUUUAAACUAAAAAAUAAUGGAUAUGAUUGUUCUGAUUUUCUUUAAUAAAUAACUGGAAAAGUAAUUUUAGACUCAAAUCCAGUUAUUGAAUUAACUUAAACAAGUCCUAUUUCGAUAUGUUAAUAAGCAUAAAUAAGAAUAUCUAAUGUUUCUAAUACUGGAAAUAGAAAGUUAAAAUAAAUUACUUGGACACUCGUUUCUUCUAAUGUAAAUACGGCAAAUGAAAUAGCUUAAAUAAAUACAUUUAUCUAAUAAUAAAAUAACUAAUUAUUUUUAGAAAUACCACCUUUAAAACUUAAAAAGUAAGGAUAAUAUUAAUUCUAGGUAUAAGUAGUUACAUAGUUUAACCAAUCAGAAACUGCAAAUGUAAUGAUACAAACUUUAUCAAACACUUCGAUAGACAUAAAUGCAAAUAUAAAUCCUAAUCAAAUUUUUAGAAGUAGCUUAGUGCAUGUAGGUUUAAAUUUUAAUCUUUUGUAAUGUGAAGAUGAUGGAAAAAAAUCUUAUCUUUAAGACAAUGUUUAUGAAGUAUAAAUAAAAUAACAUGAUAAUUUAACUGAAUAAUUAAAUAUUGAUUCCAUAUAAUAAAUUUAAGGAACUUAAUUUUAAUUUUAAAUUUAACCUUUUAUUAUGAAAGCGAAUACAACAUAUAAUAUAUAAAUCAUUGUUUCUUUAAAAUCUGAUCUUAAAAUUACUCAAUAAAUAUUAUUCCCAGUAUAAGUUCUUUCUAGUCCUCCUUUAGUUUAAAUUUUAGGGGGAAAUAGAUAAUAAUUAUUUUCUUAAAGUUUUGAUAUACAAGCAAUAGUAGAUGAUCCUAAUUUAUCACCAACUGAAAAAGAUAUAUUAAAAGCAACUAAUUAUGGAAUAAAUAUAAGCUGGUAAUGUAUAAACAUAAGUGCUGGAGAUGAUUGUAAAGAUUCGUCAAAUAAUUUAAUUGUUUCUCCAAUUACAUAAAACUUAUAAAUUAGUAUAUAAAAGAAUGUUUUAUAGCCUUAUUAAUAAUACUAAUUUAAAAUAUCAGGAACAAAAGAUGGACUAACCGAGUUUGAUUAGAUAACAAUAUUAAUGGUUGAUUAUUCCAUUCCACCUGUUAAUCCUACUAUUUCUAUUAAUAAUAUUUAAAAUACAAUAAAUUUAAACUAAGAAAUAUUUACUUAAUUUGAUUGUCAAGAAGAUACAAAUGUUGAUGACUUAAUAAUUACAGGAGUUAUUAUAUAUUAGAAUUAAUAAGUAAAUAUAAUAUCAAUAAAUUACAAUUAAUUUAGAUUUAAAAUUUGGGAAUAUUUCUUCGACUUUUAAAAUUAAAAUUAAUUUGAACUAAAAUUUUCAGUUAGAAAUCCCAAUUUUAUAACACCAACAUUAAUUUCUUAUUCUUUAAAUGCUAAUAUUCCUCCAUAAGAUUGUAUUUUUGAUAAAACUACAGGCUUUGAAGUUAGAAAUAUGUAAGAUAAAUAACUUUUUGCAAUAAAUGAAUGUAUUGAUACUGAUUAACCUUUAACUUAUUCUUUCUAUUUUUAUAAAAACUAAGAUGAUUAUAAUAAUGAAUUAUUAAAUGCAUAAUAUGUUAAUAGGCAAUUGAUAUCUGAUUUCUCACUAAAUAAUAAAAUUGAAACUGUUUUACCUUUUGGUGCGUCUUUAUUUAUGGCAGUAAUAUAAGAUUCGAAAGGAGGAAUAAGAAAUAUAACUUAAUAAAUCAUAGUAAGUCAAUAUAGUUAAGAUAGUUCUUCAUAUUAUACAUUUAUAAAUAAUUGGUUUACUUAAACAUAAUAAAAUAUAUUAAAUAAAAAUAAAAUAAUUUAAUAUAAUAUGAUUAUUUAUGAUAUUAUUAAUCAUGCUAGUGUUUUAUCAUUGCAAACUGAAUAGUUUAUAUAAUUAUAUAUUGAUAUUUUAAAUGAAAUUAUGAAUUUGUAAAACUAUUUUUAAUAAUAAACUGACUCUUUUGACUAUUUUGUAUAGACAUAAAUAACAUUAAAUUUAAUAUUUAGUAACUUUCUCAAUUAAAUGUUAACAUAAAUAGGAUUUGAUAAAAUAGAACAAUUUAUUAAUAAUAUUGCAUAAAUAAUAAAUUAUUUAUUAAGAGUAAUUAAAGAUAUAGUAAUUUCUGACACGACAUAAUAUGAAAAAUCUUUUUAAUCAGUAUAAAUUUUUAUAUUAUAAGCAAAAAUAAUUUAAAAUAUUUAUUAAGUUGAUAGAUAAUCAUUUUAACAUAAAUAAAACUCAUUAUUAGAUAAAUAAUACAUGCAAAUAAUGAGAACGAUAUCUUAAGCAUUGCAUGUGUUUUUGAUUUCAAAUGAUGAUCCUAUAAAUGUUCUAAAUAUAAUUUCUACUUAAAAAACAACCUAUAAAGUUUUAAAAGAAAAAUAUUUGAAAUUAAAUUCAAACUCAUAUUAUGAAAGUAUAAAUAUAGAAAAAAACUAAGAAAAUCUAUAAUAUUAUGUAAAUUAUUUAGAAUAUCCUUCUUCUGUAAUAACUUAUGAUGAUAAUUUCCCUUACCCAAACAAUCAUACUUUUACCAUAAAUGAAAAGACAAUAACUUUUGAAUAUAAUUAAUAAUAAAUACAAUUUGAUAUUCCUUUAUUCAACAUUUACAAUUUAUCUGAAGCUAUAGACAAUGUUGGGAAUUAUAUUUGCAUUUAAAAUAUUUAAGGCAAAUGGAUUUCUAAAGAUUGCGUACUUUUAUAUUAUACUAAUGACUAAAAUCGAAUAUAAUAAUUUAUAUGUUAAUGCAAAACUCAAGGAAAAUAAACUCUUGUUAAUGACAUAAAUGAAAUAUUUAAAGUGACUCGCAUAAAUGAUUGGUAUUUUUAUGCUUCUGUAUGGACUUUAGUUGCUACUACUAUAAUUUAUCUGAUGUUAUUUUUAUAUUUAUAAAAAAUCGAUAAUAAUCAAGAAUAAAAAAUGUAAUAAAGCACAAUAAAAAGAAAUUAAAUCACAGAAAUUAUUUUUAAUAAGGAUAUUAAUGAUUAAGAACGAAAUUAAUAAUUAGAUAAUAUUUUAAAAAACCAUGAAUAAAUUAUUUAAAUACAAAACUAAAAUUUUAUAGAAACUCCCAAUCUAAAAAUAAGUAUUUUUUAAAACAAAUAUUAUUUAUAUUAAUAAAAUAUUUUUAUUUUUUUAAUUUAUUAAAUAAGUUAUAUCAAUAAAUCUAUAAUUUUUUUUAUUAUUUCUAUAUGUUUUUUUUUAUAUUUUUAAUUUAAUUUUUAAAGAUUAUUUAUCUGGAUUUUAAAAAAAUAAAGAUUUUUGCUAGAGUAAUAAGUCAUAUAAUGUUAAGAUAUUGCAAUAAAAAAAAAUGAACAUAAUACAUAAUCAAUCAAUAAAAUAGGCUCUUUGAUCUCAUCAUAGUUAUAAACUGAAAUAUUAUAAGGGAAAAUAUAAAAAAUAAUGCCAUUAAUUAUUUAAUCUAAUACAAUAGAAAAUAAAAGUAGGCUGGUUGAUGAAAAGUAAUAAAAAGCAGAUGAUUAAUUGAUAACAGAAGAUAAGAUAAAAAAAAUAAUUACACAUAAGAUUAGUAAAUUAAAUUCUUAAAUAUAUACUACAGUUGGUUAAUAAUAAAAUAACUAAGAAAAUGGUAUAUAAUCUCCAAACUAUUAGGAUAAAAUUUAAGAUCUCGAAAAUAAUCAGGCUAAACCUUAAAAAAAUACUUUAGUUAAGAGAAAAAAGCAUUAAGCUAGUUUAAUUCGAUUGUAAAGUUAAUAAAGCUAAUAAAUAAAUAAAAACGUGAAAAAUGACUAUAAAUAUGAAGAAAAAACAAAUUAUAGUGGUAAUUAAGUUUAAAAAGGUACAAAUAUAAUUAGUUAAUCCUAAUAAUAAUAGCGAUAAAAAGUUUAAUCUAAUUUAUUUACUAAAAAUAGCUCUAUAUUACAAAUAAAUAAUAAAAUGUCUUUUUAUAAUUAGAAUGUUUUGUAAAACUUUUUAAAAGAAAGUAGAAUUGUUUAAGUUAUAAUUUUUCAUGAAUUAAUUUAAAUAUUGAUUCUUUUUAAUUAAUUCUUAAGUAGGCCUUAUAGAAUAACUUAAUAAUAUGUAAAAUAUAUUAUUCUUAUUACUGUUAAUUCUAUUCUGUUUUAUGAUUUAAAAACUGUCUUAAUAAUAUUAGCUAAUUCUUUAUUAUUACUAAGUAUUAACUUAUUUAUUAUUUUAGUAGAAAGUAUCUAUAAAUUGAAUAAAAGAAUAUUUAAAUAUUUAAUUUAUCUCAUUUUUAUUUUUAUAGUUAUAAUUUGCUUUUACAUUAUUUGUAUUAGUAUUUAAAAUAAAUUUUAUAAUAAAU
Ichthyophthirius multifiliis is the source of this 5455-nucleotide messenger RNA. Its product is annotated as protein kinase domain protein. The record is from RefSeq and is a predicted model, not a curated record. The annotation marks the transcript as partial. The transcript has a single exon. Lineage: Eukaryota; Ciliophora; Oligohymenophorea; Hymenostomatida.